Messenger RNA from Rhododendron vialii, 4528 nucleotides. RefSeq names its product mediator of RNA polymerase II transcription subunit 16. The coding region runs from base 269 to 4042 and encodes 1257 amino acids. The record is from RefSeq and is a predicted model, not a curated record. Gene Ontology annotation, cellular component: mediator complex. The transcript has 17 exons. NCBI's taxonomy places the organism in Eukaryota, Viridiplantae, Streptophyta, Magnoliopsida, Ericales, Ericaceae. Gene Ontology annotation, biological process: regulation of DNA-templated transcription.
ACCUGGAAUCUCGUCCUUGUCCCCACCCUUUGCCCAAAGUCCAUACCCUCGCACGCAAGAAAACCCUAACCCUUCAGUGCGUUGGAAUUCUAGUCAGAGAAAACCCCCAAAAAAAACAACUAAAAAAAAGAUCCCUCCAAUCUCUCUCUCUCUCUCUCUCUCUCUCUCUCUUUCUUUCCACAGUGAUUCCUGUCGCCCUCAAUCGCGACUUUCUCACCACUUCUCUCUCUACCACUUUGUUCUCUCUCUACAUAUAAAUUAGGGCCAGAUGAAUCCCUCCUCUGCUGGCGCCAACAAGGACUCUGAACAGCAGGAGGAGGAGCAGCUGCAGGAGUCACCCGACACUCUCGUCGAUAAUUCCGAUUCUCCACCAGCGGCUCUCGAAGCGGCGGCCGAGGCGGGAGGCGGAGACUGCGGUGAAGAGGCGGCGGCAGAGGCGGAGGGCAUGGAGGAUCCGAUGGAGGAGGACGCGGCGAACCCGGCGACCGUCUUUUGUAUCCGGCUCAAGCAGCCUAGGUCUAACUUGACUCACAAGAUGAGUGUUCCUGAACUCUGUCGGAAUUUCAGUGCUGUUGCUUGGUGUGGGAAGCUAAAUGCUGUAGCAUGUGCAUCAGAAACUUGUGCGAGAAUUCCAAGUUCUAAUGCAAAUCCACCAUUUUGGAUACCCAUACAUAUUGUGAUCCCAGAGCGUCCAACGGAAUGUGCAGUGUUCAAUGUCAUAGCAGAUUCUCCUCGUGAUUCUGUUCAGUUCAUGGAAUGGUCACCUACCUCUUGCCCUCGGGCCUUGCUAAUAGCUAAUUUCCAUGGGCGGAUAACCAUCUGGACUCAGCCUUCUCAAGGCCUGCCGAAUCUUGUUAGAGAUGCAAGUUGCUGGCAGCGUGAGCAUGAGUGGCGGCAGGAUAUUGCAGUUGUUACAAAGUGGCUAUCGGGAGUGUCUCCGUAUAGGUGGCUUUCAUCAAAAUCUGCUAAUUCUGCAAACUCCAAGUCAAAUUUUGAGGAAAAAUUUCUUUCCCAGCAGCCUCAAGCUCCAGCUGGGUGGCCAAAUUUUCUGUGUGUCUGCUCUGUUUUUUCGUCGGGAUCUGUUCAACUUCACUGGGCUCAGUGGCCUCCUAACCAGAGCAGUGCUGCAUCAAAAUGGUUUUGCACAAGCAAAGGGCUCUUGGGAGCUGGGCCCAGUGGGAUUAUGGCUGCUGAUGCCAUAGUGACAGAUGGUGGUGCCUUGCAUGUGGCUGGUGUUCCAAUUGUAAAUCCAUCCACUGUUGUGGUUUGGGAGGUCACACCUGGCCCUGGAAAUGGGUUUCAAGCAACUCCAAAGUCAAGUACAGGCAGUGGGGUCCCACCUUCAGUUAAUCCUCCUUCUUGGGAUGGUUUUGCUCCUUUGGCUGCUUAUUUGUUUAGCUGGCAAGAGUUUUUCCUAUUGGAAGCAAAGCAGGGAAGAAAGCACACAGAUCAAGACUAUAUCGAUAUGGUAUCACUUCAUUGUUCACCAGUGUCUAAUUUUUCUGCAUAUGUGAGUCCUGAGGCAGCAGCUCAAUCAGCGGCAACCACUACAUGGGGCUCUGGAGUUACUGCAGUUGCCUUUGACCCGACUCGUGGUGGUUCUGUAAUAGCUGUGGUGAUAGUGGAGGGGCAGUACAUGUCCCCUUAUGAUCCAGAUGAGGGUCCUUCAAUCACUGGUUGGAGAGUUCAACGAUGGGAAUCAUCUCUUAAGCCAGUUGUCCUCCACCAGAUUUUUGGAAACCCCACUUCCAGUUUUGGUGGGCAGGCUCCCAUGCAGACUGUUUGGGUAACCACAGUGAACAAAUGCAUUCCACCAACAAAUGACUAUAAAAUUCAACAACCAGCUGUGGCUGGACCAUCCUCUGAUGUCAUAAACACAACUGAUUCUAGUCUUGAGAAGACAAAAAGGGUCUGUUUUGAUCCAUUUGAUCUUCCAAGUGAUGUUAGAACCCUUGCUCUGAUAGUUUACUCUGCUCAUGGUGGUGAGAUCGCUGUUGCUUUUCUACGAGGUGGGGUUCACAUUUUUUCUGGAGCAAGCUUUGCACCCGUUGAUAACUAUCAGAUCAGUGUCGGUUCUACAAUUGCUGCUCCUGCCUUCUCAUCAACAAGCUGCUGUUCGGCAUCUGUUUGGCAUGAUACCAGCAAGGACCGUACUGUAUUGAAGAUAAUUCGUGUCCUUCCUCCUGCUGUUCCAAGUAGUCAAGUGAAAGCAAACUCAUCAAUCUGGGAACGUGCAAUUGCAGAGAGGUUCUGGUGGAGCCUUUUGGUUGGAGUUGAUUGGUGGGAUGCUGUUGGCUGUACACAGAGUGCUGCCGAGGAUGGAAUUGUUUCAUUGAACAGUGUUAUUGCGGUGUUGGAUGCGGAUUUCCACUCUCUUUCAUCAACUCAGCACAGACAACAAUAUGGUCCUAGUCUAGACAGAAUAAAAUGUAGGCUAUUGGAAGGUACGAACGCUCAAGAGGUUAGGGCGAUGGUUUUAGACAUGCAAGCAAGGUUGUUACUGGAUAUGUUGGGAAAAGGAAUUGAAUCUGCUUUGAUUAAUCCCUCGGCUUUGGUAUCCGAACCUUGGCAAGAAUCUGGUGAGAAGUUAUCUGGCAUUGAUCCUGAAACGAUGGCUGUUGAACCAGCGCUAGUUUUAAGCAUUCAGGCUUAUGUUGACUCAGUCCUUGACCUAGCAUCACAUUUCAUCACACGUUUGCGACGUUAUGCUAGUUUUUGUCGUACGUUAGCAAGUCAUGCAUAUACCUCAGGCACAGGUGGCAAUCGCAAUAUGGUGGCUAGUCCACCCCAAAAUUCCGCCUCUCCUGCUUCAAGUCAGGGUGGUCAAGGUGGAACGGCUAGUUCUACAGGGAGUACGCAAAUGCAAGCUUGGGUACAAGGAGCUAUUGCCAAAAUUAGUAGCACUGCUGACGGAGUUCCGAAUGCAACUCCAAACCCUAUAAGUGGUGCUUCAUCCUUUAUGCCAAUAAGUAUUAACACGGGAACUUUUCCGGGAACCCCAGCUGUUAGGCUCAUUGGGGACUGCCAUUUCCUUCAUAGAUUGUGCCAACUUUUGCUAUUCUGUUUUUUCUUUCGACGAACGCAACUACCUCGCUUUAUCGGGAGUACUCAGAGAACUAGUGACACAAAUACACAAAAACCUCAGCUUGGCGGUUCGGGGAAGGUAGAAGAGAUCAACUCUAUGCCUACAAAACUAAAUGCUGGUAUGGUCAGGUCAGAAGAAGUACAGGCAGCUAGGGCUGGUCAAGCUGUCCCCGGACCAAAAGGACCUGAAGAAGGUACUGCUAGCCGGUCAAGACUGGGGUUUGGUAAUGCUGGACAAGGUUACACAUUUGAGGAGGUGAAGGUCCUCUUCCUCAUACUUGUUGAUCUCUGUCGGCGAACGUCUACUCUGCCACACCCCCUACCAGUUUCUCAGGUGGGGAGCAGUAAUAUCCAGGUCCGUUUGCAUUACAUUGACGGGAACUAUACCGUCUUGCCAGAAGUUGUGGAAGCAUCCCUUGGUCCACAUAUGCAGAAUAUGCCCAGACCUAGGGGUGCUGAUGCUGCUGGUCUGUUACUCCGCGAGUUAGAACUACAUCCUCCAGCUGAAGAAUGGCACAGGAGGAACAUGUUUGGUGGUCCCUGGUCUGAUCUAGAGGAUAUGGGUCCUGCAGACGAUCCCUCAAAACUUAGCACUUCAUAUGAUCUACUUGAGUUGAACUCUGUGGAAAACAGUGAUAAUUAUUAUGGGGCUAAUCGCUUGUGGCCAAGGAAGCGCAGGAUGUCAGAAAGAGAUGCCGCUUUUGGCUUAAACACGUCUGUUGGACUGGGGGCAUAUCUUGGUAUAAUGGGAUCUCGAAGAGAUGUUGUAACUGCUUUGUGGAAGACUGGUCUUGAAGGCGUUUGGUACAAGUGUAUAAGAUGUUUACGGCAGACGUCAGCUUUUGCUUCACCUGGUUCCAGCAAUUCUCCUAAUCAGAGUGAGAGGGAGAUGUGGUGGAUCAGUCGGUGGGCUUACGGUUGUCCAAUGUGCGGUGGGACUUGGGUUCGAGUUGUAUAAGCACUACGUUUGCCAUUUCUGUUAUCAGGUUGUAUAUUCUUGUUUGUAAACCUCGAUGAAUCCACUCCAUGGUUCGGUCAUAGAUCAGCCGUUUUCCCGACUUGUUCAAUUAGAAGGAAAUCUAAUUAGUGAUGUUUUUGCUGCCAAAAUUAUGAAGCUCAUGUUUUGAUACGGGGCUUCGAAGAGCGAGGAUAUGGUGAAGAUUUGAUGGUGGAAGGAACUGCCUUUCGAAUUUGAUUUUAGUUGUAUUUUCUUUAUCGGGAAGAAUUAUCCCUGUAAUUUAUGUAAUGUUGUAGGAGUAGAAACAUUUUUAUUGAAAUUGAAGGGGUAGGGUGGGAAUUUGGGAUGCAAUAUGUAAAUGGAAGAAUCUGAUACAGCAUCCAGAUGGUUGUCUUCUGCUUUUGAAAGUCGAAGCCAGUAGUUUUAAAAUAGUUUGACAGAUUUAAGAAAUUAGACAUAAAUAUCCUCAUCUUUCUUCUUUGAUCA